GGGCGCAGGGCGCAGGGCGCACGCGAUGAAGGCGGUGAGCCCCGUGCGCCCCUCGGGCCGCAAGGCGCCGUCGGGUUGCGGCGGCGGGGAACUGGCGCUGCGCUGUCUGGCCGAGCACGGCCACAACCUGGGCGGCUCGGCGGCCGCAGCGGCGGCAGCGGCGGCAGCGCGUUGCAAGGCGGCCGAGGCGGCGGCCGACGAGCCGGCGCUGUGCCUGCAGUGCGAUAUGAACGACUGCUACAGCCGCCUGCGGAGGCUCGUGCCCACCAUCCCGCCCAACAAGAAAGUCAGCAAAGUGGAGAUCCUGCAGCACGUUAUCGACUACAUCCUGGACCUGCAGCUGGCGCUGGAGACGCACCCGGCUCUGCUGAGGCAGCCGCCGCCGCCCGCGCCACCUCUCCACCCGGCCGGGACGUGUCCGGCCGCGCCGCCUCGGACCCCGCUCACAGCGCUCAACACUGACCCGGCCGGCGCGGUGAACAAGCAGGGCGACAGCAUUCUGUGCCGCUGAGCCGCUCUGUCCAGGUGUGCGGCCGCCCGCGCCCGAGCCAGGCGCUCGCAGAGGGAGGGGGAAGAGCAGAAGUUAGUGGAAAAGCCACCGAGAAAGGACAAACCUUGUCAGCCCGUCCAGAAACCUUCUCACUCGUCAUUCCAAGAGAGAGGGAGAGGAAGGAAAAACAAUAAAACUUUCAUCCUUUUUCUCUGUUUUUUUUUUUUUUUUUUUUGCACGUUCACAUACAUUCUGCAUUGGUAUUCUCUUUUGUCUCUUCAUUUAUAACCGCUGUGAAUUGUACAGUUCUGUGUGUUUUGGAGGUGCAGUUAAACUUUGAAGCUUAAAGUUACGACAGGACUGAUAAAUAGAAGAUUCGAGUAAACCCGACUUUAGAAGCCUACUUUGUGACCAAGGAGCUCAGUUUUUGUUGUGAAGCUUUACUAAUAUACCAGAGCAUUGUAGAUAAUUUUUUUUUGCAUCUAUUGUUUAAAAUAGAUGAUUAUAACGGGCAAGGAACUUCCUUUUCCCUGCAAGAAUGUUACAUAUUGUAUAGAUAACCCAGUGACAUUUCAUACCUUGUAUAUAUAGAGAUGUUCUAUGAGUGUGAGAAAGUAUAUGCUUUAAUAGACUACUGUAAUUAUAAGAUAUUUUUAAUUAAAUAUUUUUUGUAAAUAUUAUGUUGUGUGUUUUUUUUUUAAACCUAUGGGACUGUUUCUUUUGGAAAAUAAUUUUUUCAGCCCAGCCGCAGAGCUUUUGUACCUCGAAUGUCUUUUUCUGUUUGUUUGUUUGGCCUGGCUAUUAAUUCGUUUUUGUUUCACCCCGUGUGGUAGACUCGCCAUUAACAGUUCUAGAUCGAGGUCUUGCAUGACUUGCAUGAGAUAUUUAAUCACAAAAUAAAUUCGUUCUGAGUCCAUUUGCUUAGAUUGAAGUCUUUGUGUUUGAAGCAUACGUGUGGAACAUGCACAUUGUCAGGUGCUCUUUCCUUUUUAACCUAAGGUUUUAUAGUGGAAAAACCUGAGUACGUGUUUGUGUUUUGUUUCUUCAGCGAGGUCCGAAUGGAUUCUGGAGGAUUUUGCAUACGGUAUGGGGAAAUGCCUGGACCUCGUGGAGUUUACAAAAUCUGUCUGCAAAGU
Ochotona curzoniae (black-lipped pika) is the source of this 1626-nucleotide messenger RNA. RefSeq names its product inhibitor of DNA binding 4, HLH protein (gene ID4). Lineage: Eukaryota; Metazoa; Chordata; Mammalia; Lagomorpha; Ochotonidae. Gene Ontology annotation, molecular function: protein dimerization activity; transcription regulator activity. The transcript has 3 exons. Gene Ontology annotation, cellular component: nucleus; cytoplasm. Gene Ontology annotation, biological process: circadian regulation of gene expression; negative regulation of transcription by RNA polymerase II; cell differentiation. The coding region runs from base 26 to 511 and encodes 161 amino acids. The record is from RefSeq and is a predicted model, not a curated record.